Molecule: messenger RNA, 1144 nt
Organism: Melitaea cinxia (Glanville fritillary)
Lineage: Eukaryota; Metazoa; Arthropoda; Insecta; Lepidoptera; Nymphalidae
Exons: 3
Coding region: 190-615 (141 amino acids)
Source: RefSeq, a predicted model, not a curated record
CAGCCCUUAAUGUCACGAGUAUUCAGAGCUAAAAAACCCCGAAUUCAAAUCAGUAAAGAAGUCAACUCCUUCCUGUGUCGCCAUCUAUCGGUAAUCGUCAAUAUCGUUUUUCGUGCAGCCCGCGUCACGCGUUCUCCCGAUUUAAUUAAGAAUAUUAAAGAAGUUAUUAAUAUCCCAAAAUAGAAUAUUAUGUCGGGACGUAGAAAACGUAAGAGGGAAUCGAGUGAGGAAAGAUUACAAAGAAAACUUGCAUGCGAGCAAAAGUUAGGAAAAGUGCGCUCGAGGCGACGGCCGCCAUUACCGGCGCCCACACUGCAGAGCGUUCAUACAGACGAUGACGCCGCCGGAAUAUCUCCGUCACCUCAUCAAAAUGAGGAAAAUAAUUUCAUCACGAAACCUAACGAUGAAAACACAGAGAAUGCCCUCGAUGAGGAUAUCAUCAAUAAACUGGGCGAUGCUCCAGAUGAACUACUGUAUGGGCUUCCCAUUCAUAAAGAGCUGGCACUGAGAUGGAUGAAUGCCAUCAAUAAUGGCUUACCCAAAGAAAAUAAAAAAGAGAUCAUGAAAAAGUAUCUUCCUCCCGAGAUUUGCAAAACAAUAGAUGCCCCAAGUUGAACUUGGAAGCCCAAGCAGCAGUCCCUGAGGCAGCAGUCAUCGGGGACAAGACCAUCGCUAGCAAGCAAAGCCAAAUAGGCUCGGCCCGUACAGCACUCGCCAUGGCGGUUGAGAACUAUCAAGACUCAUCACUGACUGGUUGGGGAUGUUCAGGUGGAAAAGAAAGAGCUGCAGGGUUGUGGAAUGAGCAUGAUAAACUUCAGCACAUCAAUUACUUGGAACUAAAUGCAGCCUUCCUGGCACUCAAAACAUUCACGAGUAAUAUUUUAAAAUUGUGAAAUAUUACUAUUGACAACCUAGUGUUGUCUAUUAUUAUUGAGCUAUUUCAUAUAUUAACCGUAUGGGUGGCGUUCAAUACCCUCACUUAAACUCGGCAGUAAGAAAUAUUUGGGAGUAUUAUGAAAGCAAAAAUUUGUUUGUGGUUGCUUUAUACAUAAAAUCUUCUCAAAUUGUGAUUGCUGAUGCUGAAUCAAGAAAGUUACAUUCUGACAUUGAGUGUGAACUAAGCGAUAAAUACCUUAACAAAAUA